Molecule: messenger RNA, 672 nt
Organism: Trichoplax adhaerens
Lineage: Eukaryota; Metazoa; Placozoa; Uniplacotomia; Trichoplacea; Trichoplacidae
Exons: 12
Coding region: 1-672 (223 amino acids)
Biological process (GO): chromatin remodeling
Cellular component (GO): nucleolus; nucleoplasm; cytoplasm
Molecular function (GO): RNA binding; histone binding; chromatin binding
Source: RefSeq, a predicted model, not a curated record
AUGUUGGCCACAAUAUCGUACACUCCAGCUGUCAAACUAAGCAAGGAAAAGCCCAGCAUUGUUUGGAAACUCGAUGAGGAAGAUGAUUCAGAAUUGGAUAUUGUAACUACGUUGUUGAUUAAGCAGGCUUGUCUAGGGGCUUCCGCAAAAAAAGACGAAGUAAAUGUUGUAGAAGUUUGCACCGUUGACUAUAGUGGUGAAGAAGUUCAGUGUCCAAUCGUUAAUUUAACGUGCAAAGGAUCAUCUGCAUGCAGUACAGUGAAUGCAACCCUCCAUUCUCCCGUUGAAUUAAAAUUAACCGCUGGUAGUGGACCGGUUCAUUUAUCUGGUUGUCUUGAAGAAGUUUUAGUUGAUAUGUCUGAUGAUGAAGAUGAAGACGAAGAUGCCGAUGAAGAUUCCGAAAUUAAGACUGCAUUACAGAAACGAGGAGCAUUAGAUGAAGGAAACGGGCCGGUUGCAAAAAAGAAUAAACAAACGCCUGUAAAGGAGACAUCUAAGAGUUCUGAACCCAUGAAUGUUGAUGAAAUCAAAAAGAAGCUAGGAAAGUCGCCAAACUUACCAAAGAAACCCGAAAAAUUUCAGAAUUUCAUGAAACACAACUUUAAUGUUACUUCAGAAGAGGUCAUUGGUAACUUAUGGCAAUGGGUAUCAAAACAAGCGUCUAAAAAGUAG